CCGCCGUCGCCGCCCACCAGAAACUUCCGGUCCUGCACGGCAACAUGCGUUUGCGCUCAUGAUGCUUUUUGUGUGUUGAUUGUGUUGCUUUGCUGCUGGUAAAACCACGUGCAGACACAACAAGCCUAAAAAUCGCAGACAUGGAAGAAAAAGUGAAAAAGAAAAAGUCCAAGGAGGGCAGGUUCAAAACCCUGGGCGAGGUACAUGCCCAAUGUGAGUUCAAACUCGAGUCUUCCGACAGUAAGCCGCCGGCGAUUGAUUCCUCGCAAUGGCCCUUGUUGCUAAAGAAUUUCGAUCGAAUGAACGUUCGGACAGCACAUUUCACUCCUCUUCCGUUUGGUUCUUCGCCACUAAAAAGAAGCAUUGAGGAUUACGUGAAGGGUGGCUACAUUAAUUUAGACAAACCAAGCAACCCUAGUUCUCACGAAGUGGUUGCCUGGAUCAAAAGAAUCCUCAGGGUUGACAAAACUGGACAUUCCGGCACCCUUGAUCCUAAAGUCUCGGGUUGCCUGAUCGUUUGCAUUUCCCGAGCCACUCGCCUGGUCAAGUCUCAGCAGAGCGCCGGCAAGGAGUACGUGUGCAUCUUCCGUUUGCACAGUGCACCAGGCUCGAAGAACAGCUUGGUUGCUCCUGGAAGCGAUGGCGAAGUUGGUCUCGUUUCCCGCGGCCUUGAGAAGUUGCGGGGCGCCCUUUUCCAGAGGCCGCCGCUCAUUUCGGCGGUCAAGAGACAGUUACGGGUCAGGACCAUUUACGAAAGCAAACUGGUCGAGUAUGACACGAAGCAGAACCUGGGCAUCUUCUGGGUCAGCUGUGAGGCCGGAACUUAUGUCCGAACACUGUGUGUCCACCUUGGACUGGUGCUUGGUGUUGGCGGACAGAUGGAUGAACUCAGGAGAGUCCGAUCAGGAAAUCAAGGGGAAAAUGAGGGUUUGAGCUCAAUGCAUGAUGUCCUUGACGCGCAGUGGCUCUAUGACAACGCCAAAGACGAGAGUUAUCUACGAAGAGUGAUUCACCCUUUGGAAGGACUCUUGGUCAAACACAAGCGGAUCGUCUUAAAAGAUAGUGCUAUUAAUGCCGUGUGUUAUGGAGCAAAAAUUAUGCUGCCAGGUGUGCUUAGGUAUGAUGAUGGAAUCGAGAUGAAUGAAGAAAUAGUGGUUAUUACCACCAAGGGAGAAGCUGUUUGCUUAGGUAUUGCCCUCAUGACGUCAAGCACCAUGAUGUCAUGUGACCAUGGAUCGGUAGCAAAAAUUAAGAGGGUGAUCAUGGAGAGGGACACGUACCCCCGUAAAUGGGGUCUUGGUCCCAAGGCCCUAAUGAAGAAGCAGAUGAUCAAGCAGGGGCUGCUGGACCAGUAUGGAAAGCCUAACGACAAAACUCCACCUAAUUACCUUUCUCAGAGCUACCAGGACGUUAAUGUGAAGUCCGAAAUGAGCGACGCACCAGCAAAGCGCGCUCGGGAGAGCAUAGGAAAUGGAAAUGACGAAGAAACUUCGUCGCCAAAGGAGAAGAAGAAGAAAAAGAAAAAAUCUGUGGUAGAAGCAGAAGCCAUAGAAGAUGAGGUUGUUGAAGAACCUUCUUCGGAGAAAAAGAAGAAGAAAAAGAAGAAAAUUAAGACGGAAGCAGAAGCAGAGUAAAGUGGAAGUACUUUUUUAUUAAGAUUCAUGCAUCCUUUUUUUCUUUGAUUUUAAGAUGAAACACUUUGAGAAAGAAUUAAAUUUUAUUACAAGAUAAAAAA
Neocloeon triangulifer is the source of this 1735-nucleotide messenger RNA. RefSeq names its product H/ACA ribonucleoprotein complex subunit 4 (gene Nop60B). Bases 141 to 1634 code for a protein of 497 amino acids. The transcript has 8 exons. NCBI's taxonomy places the organism in Eukaryota, Metazoa, Arthropoda, Insecta, Ephemeroptera, Baetidae. Gene Ontology annotation, biological process: box H/ACA sno(s)RNA 3'-end processing; mRNA pseudouridine synthesis; rRNA pseudouridine synthesis. The record is from RefSeq and is a predicted model, not a curated record. Gene Ontology annotation, molecular function: pseudouridine synthase activity; RNA binding. Gene Ontology annotation, cellular component: box H/ACA snoRNP complex.